UACUGAUGUCGGCCUCUCAGAAACUGCUUCGAAGGCACCAUCACCCAUUAUUGUGGGCGGGCCAUCCACGAUCACAGUCCCUGCCCCAGAACCCCAAACCUCAUCUUCUUUGACAUCCAAACAGGGAAAGCAGAGUCGCCAGUUGACAAAAACGCCUCAUGUCAAUGGUCAUUCUGGCGCUCCUUCGCGUGCCCUUCUAGAGGGACAUAGCUCAUCGACAGCGUCCCCCGCUGAGAUCGAUGUUUUCGGUCCUGUUACCAGCCCCGCAUCUGUGGGAAAGAGAAAGUCCGCACCUGGGCCGAAGAACAGUGAUCGUAAAAGUGGUAGCUUCCCCUGACGAGGGCAGCUCCAGCAGAGGUGUUCCCUUGAACGCCAUAAUUUCUGAAGAUGACGAAGAGCUCACGGCUUUGAUCAGAGGCCCCAAACGUGGCCGCCUGGAUGUUAGCCAAAUUCUUUCAGUCGUCGCGGCGAGUGGAGAUGAAGACGACGACGUCGGAGAACUCGAAGAAGAGGAAGAAAUGCAGCCGAAGUAUCGUAGCUUUGCUGCCGCAGAUGCAUCCUCAUCGGAAGAUGAAAUCGAGGAUGAGGACGUCCCCGACGCAGUUCCCGUAACAGACCGGCCCGCCUCUGUUCCUUUGUUAGCAUCUUCUACCUCAAAGGAACGUUCAAGCACUUCCCCAUCCAUGAGGUCUUCCGCCACUGAUUUGAAAGAUAUCACCUCGAAAGACUCUAAACAGCAUGUGGGAGAUGGUGAUCAUCCCGUAGAUGGUGCUCCUGUACCCGAUACACCUGGAGAAGAAUCUCAUACGCCUCGCAAGCCCCCGACUGAGCCCGAGCCUGAUUCACCCAUAGAAUCUUUUGAUGAGCCACAACAGACACUUCAAGCCCGUGUAGGGUCGCCUUCUCGCCCCAAUGGUUUGCUCAAGAGGAUGAAAGGGAAGAGCGCAUCACUUUCUCCUCAGCAGUCCCGUCUGCGACCACUAAUGCUCUCACAAAAAGGGAAAUUGGGCGGUGUUUCAGAGGAAGUUGAUCCCAAAAUCGUAUCUCAGUUGCCUUCCACGCAUCCUCCAGCCUUGCUGAAGCCUAUUGAUCUCGACAAUGCCCCAAAGCCUGUUUCCCCUCAGCCGCGCCGGCAGUCCUUGGACACGUGGGAGAUACUCAAAACCUCUUCCCCCAAUACUGAUGCCGAUUCGUCUUUGAAUUAUGACGAACUUGUUUCAAUGAAUCAGGAUGAACUCACAUCGAGUACUCCCAAUGAUCGUCGUCUAGCUCCGCAGGUAACAAAGCGACAAACGGCUGACUCAUCAGACUUACAUGACUCCCAACCAACUGAUGAUCCUCUGUUCCUUCCCUCGGAGAGUCAACGUCCAUUUCCCUACUCUCAGUACCAAGCUGGUACCGACGAUCAAGUCGACGCCAAUGAUUCAGACGACGAGGAUGAGGUUGAGGCAACCGUAAAAUCAGGACCAGAUGUAACUGCCAGCUCUUUUCGUAGACUGACAGACAUCGGAAGCCAGAGGAGUUUCUUUUCGAGCCAAACACCGGGAUGGCAAAAAGCGGACUUUUCUCGUCCAACGUUGCAGGACUUGUACGGCAACGGGCCAGAGGAUGAAUCUGAUUCUUCGGAUGAAGAUAAUGACAGUGGUGACGAAAAGACGUCUCAUAUCCCUCAAUCGCGUCGAGCGGGAGCAAAGUAAUAUGUUUCUUGACUUCAGCGGAGCAUGUAUAUCUCUACUUGUUACAUAAAGGACAUCGCAUAAUAAAACACAUGAAUUCUUCUGACGC
This is a messenger RNA of Desarmillaria tabescens, 1785 nucleotides long. RefSeq lists its product as uncharacterized. NCBI's taxonomy places the organism in Eukaryota, Fungi, Basidiomycota, Agaricomycetes, Agaricales, Physalacriaceae. The transcript has a single exon. Bases 240 to 1697 code for a protein of 485 amino acids. The record is from RefSeq and is a predicted model, not a curated record.